Messenger RNA from Macrobrachium nipponense, 1869 nucleotides. RefSeq names its product trichohyalin-like. NCBI's taxonomy places the organism in Eukaryota, Metazoa, Arthropoda, Malacostraca, Decapoda, Palaemonidae. Bases 1 to 1869 code for a protein of 622 amino acids. The record is from RefSeq and is a predicted model, not a curated record. The transcript has a single exon.
AUGUUACCAAAAUUACUUGUUAAAUCUAACUAUUCUGGCCGUGGAUUUCCACGGAAUUAUCAUAUGAUUACACUGGAAGGGGUCUGCCAGAAAGUUGUUCUUGUUGCGGCCGACGUCUUCUGGGCUGGAUAUAGUUUGCUUUUUCGUUUGGGCCGGAAAUGGAAAGCAGUAGCAGGAGAUGGUGGGCGUGAUAAAGGCGCCCUCUCGAAUAGGAAGGACCCCAAGAAAAGAAUGGUGGAGGAAGAUGGUGGGCGGGAUAAAGGCGCCCUCUCGAAUGGGAAGGACACGAAGAGAAGAAUGGCGGAGGAAGAUGGUGGGCGGGAUAAAGGCGCCCUCUCAAAUAGGAAGGACUUCAGAAGAAUGGUGGAGGAAUUGAACAAACUGAAAGAGCAUGUCGAACACGUCGAGGAGAAACAGAGUUACCUGGGAAAUGAGAACAAGAAGCUGCGAAGGCAGCUCGAGGUAUGCCUGGGGCGCCAACGUGAGUUGGAGGAUGGACUAAAGGAGGUGAAUGCAAGACUGGAGAGCCUUGUGGAACAAAGAUCCAAACAGGAUCGUCUCAAGGACUGGCUCAAGAGAGACAACAACAAAGACUUGGAGUCCUCCACCAUCUUCUUCUCGGGAUAUUCACGCAGUAACAUGGAAGGCAUUGUCCAUGUUUGGCAAUGCCUUUCGCAACCAGAGAGGUGGGUACUGAGGCUACUCGCUGAUAUGAAUGUACACCUGGUCAAACUGCGUUCUCCCGAACUGAAGGAGCAGAGGCGUAGAAGGAGGGUAGCUCAGAGGAAAGGAAUCACACAGUUUACUCUCAUGUGGGAAGAUAUCAUAAAUGAGAAUCAGGAGAAGGAGAGAGACACGAAUAAGAACAGACACAACGCCCGGACCUCAACAGGGCUUGAACCACCGAGCACAGACCAGGAAGGAUUGACAUCAUCUAUGGAGGAGAUCCUUCUCGGAAAAAUACUUAAGGUACUGGAAGACGAAGUUUUGAAGGAAAACUUUCAAGAGGACCUCGAUGAAAUCCUCGAGGAGCUGGAAGAAAUCCUCGAGGAAAGACAGGCUAUUAGGAAAGAUAAAAAACGUUGGGACAAACGUGCGUUUAGAAUCCUCAAGCUGGAACGUGAGCAGCGAAAGGCCAAAAGAAGGAUGAGGAAAAAAUUGAAAUCAGAAAAGCGACAAGAGGAGUGGAUGCAACAGAAGAACCCUGAAGAAGACUGGAUCAGCAAUGCAGCGAGGGACUUAAAGCGGAAGAAAAAAGAGAUGAAGGACCGCAGGAAGGCUUACCAGAAGGAACGAGAGCGACAAAUAAAGUCUCGAAUAUUUAAAGCUUGGAAUGACUUGAAAGCUGAAAAGCACGCUGAGAAAGAACGGAGAGAGAAGGAACUCCUCCUUAUUAUAGAAAUUGAGAAGGACCUGAGGAGAAAACACCGAGAAUGGAAAAGAAAGUUCAAGAAAGACUUCCAACUUGAAGAGGAGAAAAAGAAGGCUCAGAGGAAGGAAAAGGGAGCCAUGAAAAGGAGAGAGUUGAGAUCUAGAAUAAUACAAGAAGCCGUGGAAAGAGAAGAAAGAAGGAAAUUAGCCAGGGAGAGGCGACGGCAAGCCUUGCGGGAGAUCUUGAAGAGGGAGAAAGACCCGGCAAGGAAGAGCAAAGAAGUCUCCCAGCCAUCCAUGAUCUCAAAGAAAGGUUCCAACCAAAGCGUAAAGGGUUCACCUUUAAGGGAAUAUGAACACAUUACAGAGUCACAGGAGAAGUCUGAGUUCAAGAGGAGCCAAGGGAACGAGGGAGAAGGAACGCCGCUUAGGCUUGUACAGAAGGGGAACAAAUGGCAGCUAUGGAGGAAGGUGGGAAGACCAGAUGACAAAUUAUAG